Gongylonema pulchrum is the source of this 516-nucleotide messenger RNA. The record is from the annotation of a GenBank genome assembly. NCBI's taxonomy places the organism in Eukaryota, Metazoa, Nematoda, Chromadorea, Rhabditida, Gongylonematidae.
AUGUUAAAAGAAGUAUUAAUUGCCGCAGUAAUUGUAGAGGUUGUGAAUGUUGCUUUUGUUCGAAGAGGAUGGCGUAGCAUUGGCUUGUUGCAGGGCAAUUUCGAGGAUGCCCGUUGCCGUUGUGUGUGCCCAUCCACAAAAUACUUCGCCGCUGAGAAUCGCUCAGUGAGUGACGAGCGGCGCUACUACACAAAAUCGAAUAUCAAUGCGCUCACUUGUAAUCCUCAAACGGUGGUCAAGCCGAACGUCCUGAACAUUGUGGAUGCUGCGCAUUUGGAUGCUUUUUUAGCCAACUGCGAUUGUAAGCAUGAAUCACGAAACACCGUGCUACUGAAAGUUGUUGUAAUAUUUGUAAUUUGCAUUGUCUUCGUGCUCGUCACUUACAUGCUUUUCCUGAUGUGCUUGGAUCCAAUGCUACGCAAACAGCGACAAUCAGUGCCCUAUAGGCAGCAGACGGAUGAGGUAUGUAAUUUUAACACGAUGCAACUGUAUUUCUUGUUCUCUUCUUCUGUUUGA